This is a messenger RNA of Pseudophryne corroboree (corroboree frog), 1708 nucleotides long. Its product is annotated as protein kinase C theta type-like. The transcript is spliced from 9 exons. NCBI's taxonomy places the organism in Eukaryota, Metazoa, Chordata, Amphibia, Anura, Myobatrachidae. Bases 86 to 1273 code for a protein of 395 amino acids. The record is from RefSeq and is a predicted model, not a curated record. Gene Ontology annotation, molecular function: ATP binding; protein serine/threonine kinase activity. Gene Ontology annotation, biological process: peptidyl-serine phosphorylation.
UGAGUAGGUAGUUGUUCGGGUAUCGAGACAUUAGACUUUGCUAUUUAUUUAGCAGCGCUAUAUAUUUUACCUCCAAUAUAACACCAUGGAGUUUUCCAUGUCUGCGCCGUCAGACAUGGAUAGAAUGAGAAAAAAAAUAAAACAUCUGUGCCCCAAAUCCAUCCGGGUGCACCUAACGAAAAUUGAUAACAUCCACGGAAGACCACUUAUGGAUGCUGAAUUUAAGAAUGCCAAACGGCAAAGAAUUGAGAAAGAGCUUCAGGAAGGUAGAGGACAGAAGCGAGCUAGAGAGAGCAGCCCAGAGGAAGGUUGUAGUAAGAGGGCUGUGACGGUAUCAUCAUCUGAGAAAAAGCAUUUUCACAUUAGGGACGUUGUAGUACAUGCCACUCUAGGCAAGGGCAGUUUUGGUCAAGUUGUCCUCGCGUCCCACCCCGUGAAAAAAAGACUGUUUGCAAUAAAAAUGGUCAAAAAAAGAGCCGCAGAUGAAUAUACCGAAGCGUUGCUGAGGGAAAGCAAAAUCCUGCGGGAGGCACAGGGAUGCCCCUUCCUUAGUAAGGCAUAUGCGGCACUUCAGUCCAAGGCCCACGCAUUUUUCAUCAUGGAGUACCUCGGUGGUGGCAGCCUGGAGGCACUUAUAAAUACGUGUGGUUAUAUAGAGACGGACAAAGUGCAGUUCUAUACAGCAGAACUAAUUCUUGGCCUCGAGUUUCUGCAUAGCAGAGGCAUUGUACAUCGGGAUAUAAAGCCAGAAAAUAUAAUGCUAGACACAGAAGGCCACAUUAAGAUUAUAGAUUUUGGCCUUGCCCAGGAUGGACUGCUUGAAGGCAAAACGAUCUCCAACCAGACUGGUACCUACCGGUACAUGGCCCCAGAGGUUCUGCUGAGACGUCCAUAUGGAUGUGCUGUGGACUGGUGGUCCUUGGGGGUAACAGCUGCCAGGAUGGCAAAUGGAAAACAUCCAUUCUACAAUGGCCCACACAUGCAGCAACUUUUUAGAUCGGUGCUGCAAGAAAGGCCAACUUUUUCACCAUGGCUGCAAGAAGAUGCCAAGGAUUUCAUAAAGAAGCUACUGAAAAAGAAGGCAGAACAUCGCCUCAGGGUGGCACACAAAAUCCGCUGGCACCCCUUCCUGCGCACCAUCAGCUGGACAGACAUAGAGCGGAGGAGAGUGAGACCCCCAUUCCUGCCGUUUAAGCACAACCUGGAGCUGCAGACACUUCCUGGGCUGGAGUACAGGAGUGGAAGCUGCCCAAUCCCAGGAUUCUCCUUCUAAUGGACACACAGAGUAUAAAGGCCAUCAACCGGGACACCCAAUUGUUCCUCCACCACCACCACCACCACCACAAAUCAGCCAGCUUAGAACACCUGAAGCCCCUGUGACCAUCACAGCUAACAUCUGCUCUCUGUUAACAAAAAAACAACAUCACGGCCUGCACAAGGCCCCAAAGUCUCUUAAUACCACCUUAAGAGACCACAGACACCUUGCCUGCCUCAAUCUGACUGUCCUUCCUUCCACAAAUCAGGCAACUUGAAUUAAAUGAAGGCCCCUGGUAACAUCCCAGAUAGCACCUGACCUGUUACAAACAAAAAAAACAACAACAUCACGGCCUGCAAAAGGCCCAAUAGUCUCCUAAUACCACCAGUGGAGACCACAAACACCUUGCCUGCCACAGUCUAACUGACCUUCCUGCUCAGUGUUAAAAAAAAG